Molecule: messenger RNA, 3162 nt
Organism: Mercenaria mercenaria
Lineage: Eukaryota; Metazoa; Mollusca; Bivalvia; Venerida; Veneridae
Product: tyrosine-protein kinase SRK2-like
Exons: 8
Coding region: 1-1218 (405 amino acids)
Biological process (GO): cell surface receptor protein tyrosine kinase signaling pathway; protein phosphorylation; positive regulation of kinase activity
Cellular component (GO): signaling receptor complex
Molecular function (GO): ATP binding; transmembrane receptor protein tyrosine kinase activity
Source: RefSeq, a predicted model, not a curated record
AUGUAUGCUCCUCCUGAUAUAUCACCAUUCUAUGAAGAUGUUGCAAUGUCGGGUAUAGAACAGUUAGAGGACUACAUUACCACAAAUUAUCUUGAUACUGAGCUUCUAUUGAAUGGUGAUUUUAAAGCACUAACUGCUAAUCUUGCUGAUUUUACUACGUCUAAUAUCAACAUACCAGAAUUGCAAGAAUUCCAUGAUAUUAUAAAUAGCAGUGUGCAGACAGAUAGAACGUCUUCUGAAAAUACACCAUCGCAUUAUGUUUGGUUCAACGUGUCAGACGAAGACAGUGAUGUUGAGUCAAAUUUCGCCAAUGGUCUGUUACCUAGAAGAGAGUCUCCAUCCUUAUCUGAAAACGAAACUGACGAAGAAGAAGAUGGUAUUUUUUACGAAAUUCUUCCUUCUUUAAGUGAUGUGGAUAUAGCCAGAGAGUGUGUACAUGUGAUAAAGAAACUCGGUGAGGGUGCAUUCGGAACUGUUCAUAGAGGAAUUCUAAAGACAGGCAAUAUUUCUGUAACUGUUGCUAUCAAAACGCUUAAGCCAAAUGUGAUGACUUCUGAAACGUUUUUGGAUGAAGCAAGAAUCAUGCACAAAUUGAACCACGAUAAGCUUGUGAAACUAAUAGGCGUUUCCAGGGAUAAACAGCCAUUCUUGCUAAUUACUGAGUAUAUGUGUAAUGGUGACCUGCACAAAUUCCUCCGGAGGAACAGAUCGACAAUAAAGCUUAGACAGAUGAGCUACUUUGCUUCUCAGAUUGCAGAUGGCAUGAACUAUCUAGGGUUGAACAGAUUUAUACACAGAGACCUGAGGUGUGCAAACGUUCUUGUUGGAAAACAACAUUUGGUAAAAAUUGCCGAUUUCGGACUUGCUCGGUUGGUUGACCGUUAUGAGGAAUAUACGGGUGGCCCAGAUUCCGUUUUUCCGAUCCUUUGGACAGCACCAGAUGCACGAAUAUCAAGAAUAUUUACAAUCCAAUCUGAUGUUUGGUCGUUUGGUGUCCUUCUGUAUGAGAUGAUAACAUAUGGUGGUUUACCGAGGGAAGAUAUGAAAGCUAGUGUUAUGCAAAAACCUAAACCGGCUCACUGGCCAAAAGGGUAUUUCGAAUGUAUGGGGGCUUGCUUAAAUGAUGACCCGAACCAGAGGCCAACAUUUUUGAAACUACGGAGUUUCUUUGAGGACUAUGGAAAUCGUUUGGCCUCCGUUCGUUUGAGAAGACGGUGAGUUGCGCCAGGAAGAACUUGAGCUGGAACAGCGUUUGCAAUGACAAUAUAGGCCAGUCCUGGAGUGACAGUCCCUGCUGCAGUCGUCACGAAUUUAGUUCGAGCUUGCCGCGGCUUGAUGCCAUUUUCCAACCUCCUCCCUCUCUUUCUGUCAUUUCUCUCUUCCUCCGCUACCUUGAUACCUGCAAUGACGCCUUGCCUGCUGGGCGAUCAUGUGCUUUGUCCUCCCAUAACUAAAUGUCUAUAUGACGGACCUAAGGCUUAUCAUUAAAUGAACGUUGAUUAGUUUGUAUUGCACAUUUUGUACAACGCUAAGAUAUUACUAAAAGUAUAAAACAUAGAAUCAUAGUAGUGUUUAUAAAGGUGAUUUCUUAAGACUGUAAUAUUGCAUACAUGCACCGAUUUAGAUUUUUGCAAGAAACGAAUAUUGGAUUUAUACUAAACAAAUACAAAUAGGUAUAUCUUUAUUAGUUGUUGUUGCUCAUCUAAUUACAUAUCUAAGCAUACUUCUUUUUUCUCUGCGUCAAGUUCUUUGUAAUAUGUGAUUAUGUGCUUUUUAGCUCAACUGUGAAAAUGCUCAGGAUGUGCUAUUGUAAUCGCUCACCGUUCGGCUUUUAUAUUUGGUAUGUAACAUCAUCUAGUAGUCCUCUAACAAGAUUAUCCAUUUUUUUCUUAGGUUUAAAUACAGCGCCGCCCAGUGGUCAUAUUGUCGAUAUAGACUUAUAUAGGAAUAAAACCAUUGAAAAUCUUCUUGUCCAAAACCACAGGGCCUAUGGCUUUGAUAUUUAGUAUGUAGCAUCAACAAAUGAUCAUUCAAAAAGAUUAUUCAAAUUAUCCAACCUGGAGUCAAAACUGGCACAUGGGUUAAAAGACUUGUAUAGGAAAACUCUUAAAAAUGUCUUAAACCAUAAGGUCAAGAACCCCACCCUGGGGGUCUAGUGGUUUACAUAAUCUUAUAUUGGGAAAACUUUGAAGAUCUUCUUGAACAAAACAACUUAGCCUAAAGCUUUGAUAUUUCGUAUGUAGCAUCGUAGUGGUCCUUUACCAAGAUUAUUCAAAUUAUCCAUCCUGGAGUCAAAACUGGCACAUGGUUUAAAUAGACUUGUAUAGGAAAACUCUUUAAAAUCUCUUAAACCAUAACGUCAAGAGCUUAGAUACCUAUUAUGUGGCAUGCUCUAGCGGUUGUCUACCAAGACUUUUAAAUAAUGACCCUGUGUUCAAUAUAGGCCACACCCAGGUGGUCCCUAGUUUUACAUAUACUUUUGAAACAUGGACAGAGAAAUUUUGACUACUCAUGUUUGAUUUCAAAAGUCAUCUUGAUAGUCUCAAUCAUGACCCACUGACCUAUUGUAAUUGAAAGUACAGCAUAGAGAUUUGAUCACGUGAACAACUUUUGAUACAGAUUUUAAUACUCAUCUUUGAUAUUCUUAACCCUGACCGACUAACCUACAUUCUUUUUCUGAAGCUACAACAAAGAAAUUUCGCCCACAUGUAUUAAGUUCGAUUACAGUUUUCAACACUCGUCUUGAUUAUUCUUAACCCUGACUUACUGAGCUACUUUCUUCUUUUUGAAGGUAAAGCAAAGAGAUUCGGACCACAUGUAUCAUUUUAACGGAUUUAAUAAUUUCUACCUUGACCUAUGCACCCAGUGGGUGGGGGGGGGGGGGGGGGUGUUUAAUUUUUUAAGCUUCAGGAAAUAAAUUUGUUCAAGCAAGCAACUAAACUCACGUGGGCGAUAUAAGACCAUCAUGACCCUUUUGUUUCUUGAUUUCUUCCUUUUCAUUUAUAACUAUGUAAGGACUUUAUUAACCUUAAAAUGAAAAUCAAAAAUAAAACAAACAUUCCAAGAGUCUUUUGAAUAUGUUAUGCUUGUCUAUUAUGACUUAGACUAGUUUGCAUUGAUGCUACAGUUUGGAUAGUUUAUUGCUCAUAAUAAAGUCUCUAG